UACUGGCAGCUCCCCCGUUUAAAGUCCGCGCAUCACCGUAUCUGCAUUAUUUUGUCAUCAUAAGGCAGUAUUCAGAUUCUCACGCAGGGUAGCUCGACUACGGUAUAAUUUUAGCAUUUAUCAUAAGCGGUCCGACAACGAAAGAUUGUUUAUUUAACCUGAGGCUUUUCUAAAUGCACACUAGAGAACGUGAAUUUUACAGCAACACGAAUGCAGUAUGCUGUAGUCCGGGUACCGCUUCUAGUUACUUCCUUGUCCUGCGGAGAGCAUAAAGCAGUGACGUCGGCGGACCGGUCUGCAAGGUGGCUAUAACGCCGCAGAGAGAAACCCGUCCGCCCGACCCGGAGAAACGACCCACGCCGGCGUGCGCACACAGACCAGCCACUUCAUCGUGUGCGGCUCGACGUGUCACGCGCGCUGAAUCUUAAAAAUGUUUUGCUGUGGACCACGACGAUAGGCUGGCGGUUACCAAGCGACGCUCGACCGGGAGAACAGCAGUUACCAGCUGCCCCACUGUCUAUGUGUCCGUGUGCGGUGCACCGGUGACUAUGUCCUUGGUGAAGAGUGACGAGGAUCAGCGAUGGCUGCCAACGCACGUGCAGGUAACUGUGCUACGGGCCCGAGGGCUGCGCGCGAAGGGUAAACACGGUACCAGCGACGUUUACAGCAUCAUCCAGCUGGGCAAAGAUAAAUAUUCCACGUGUGUGAUGGAGAAGACUACGGACCCGGAAUGGGGCGAGGAAUGCGCGUUCGAGCUGCAGCCGUGGAUCCUGGAGGAGGGGGGGCGAGACGCGUACCCACCCGGUAGUGGCGACCUGACCCUCACCGUUAUGCACCGGGCUCUCAUAGGACUGGAUGUGUUUCUUGGCCAGGCUGUUAUACCUGUGGACGAAGCCUUUCAGGAGCGGAAAUGCAUGAAAAAUGAGUAA
Sinocyclocheilus rhinocerous is the source of this 929-nucleotide messenger RNA. RefSeq names its product rab11 family-interacting protein 2-like. Gene Ontology annotation, biological process: regulated exocytosis. Gene Ontology annotation, cellular component: recycling endosome; mitochondrion; phagocytic vesicle. NCBI's taxonomy places the organism in Eukaryota, Metazoa, Chordata, Actinopteri, Cypriniformes, Cyprinidae. Bases 549 to 929 code for a protein of 126 amino acids. The record is from RefSeq and is a predicted model, not a curated record. Gene Ontology annotation, molecular function: small GTPase binding. The transcript has a single exon.